Pteropus alecto (black flying fox) is the source of this 3265-nucleotide messenger RNA. It is a transcript of the gene ARHGAP17, whose product is annotated as Rho GTPase activating protein 17. Gene Ontology annotation, biological process: regulation of actin cytoskeleton organization; positive regulation of GTPase activity; regulation of Rac protein signal transduction. Gene Ontology annotation, cellular component: cytoplasm; intracellular anatomical structure; cytosol. The coding region runs from base 1 to 2682 and encodes 893 amino acids. Lineage: Eukaryota; Metazoa; Chordata; Mammalia; Chiroptera; Pteropodidae. Gene Ontology annotation, molecular function: GTPase activator activity; protein binding. The transcript has 24 exons. The record is from RefSeq and is a predicted model, not a curated record.
AUGGCAGAGCUGAGUAGCCGGGACAGCAGCUGCAUGGCCUGUGAGCCUGAAAUGCUGAUCGACGAGGUGCGUGUUGGUGCGGGCGUGGAGAGCCUGGAGCCCUUUGACGCCCAUGCUGGGGUCGUGAUUUGGUGCAGCCACUAUGGAAAACGGGCUGCGGCUGUGCCGGCCAUCACAUCCCGCAUCCCAUCCCGCAGCACAGUCGGCUACGACGCCAGGAUGAGUUGCUGCACGAUGGGCACGCUGUGUUGGACAGUCGUUUGCGGAUGGGCGUUGGCACUUUCCCGCUGUGACCCACCCCUGGGGGAGCCGUCAGGUGUGCGGCGCCCUGUUCAGGCCUUUGAGUCCCGGCCAGAGCAGACAGGUGAGAGCCACACAGGCCGCCGCGGCGUUUCACUCCAGGAGGGCGAGGCUGCCAGGGGUCCGGGGACCCUGCUGCCGGCCACGGUCUCUGCAAGAGCGGAGAAAACCGAAGUCCUCAGUGAAGACCUGCUACAGAUCGAGCGACGCCUGGACGCGGUGCGGGGCAUGUGCCACCAGUCUCACAAGCGCCUGAUGGCCUGCUUCCAAGGCCAGCACGGCACCGACGCCGACCGGAGACACAAAAAGCUGCCCCUGACCGCGCUCGCUCAGAACAUGCAGGAGGCGUCAGCUCAGCUGGAAGAGUCCCUCCUGGGGAAGAUGCUGGAGACGUGCGGAGAUGCUGAGAACCAGCUGGCCCUCGAGCUGUCUCAGCAUGAAGUCUUCGUGGAGAAGGAGAUUGUGGACCCCCUGUGCAGCAUAGCGGAGGUGGAGAUCCCCAACAUCCAGAAGCAGAGGAAGCAGCUCGCCAAGCUGGUGCUGGACUGGGACUCCGUCAGAACCAGGUGGAACCAGGCUCACAAAUCCUCAGGAACCAACUUUCAGGGGCUUCCGUCAAAAAUAGAUACCCUAAAGGAAGAGAUGGACGAAGCUGGAAAUAAAGUAGAACAGUGCAAGGACCAGCUGGCCGCGGACAUGUACAGCUUCAUGGCCAAGGAAGGGGAGUUCGGGAACUUCUUCGUGACGCUGUUAGAAGCCCAAGCAGAUUACCAUAGAAAAGCAUUAGCGGUCUUAGAAAAGGCCCUUCCCGAAAUGCAAGCCCACCAAGACAGGUGGGCGGAGAAGCCGGCCUUCGGCACGGCGCUGGAGGAGCACCUGAAGCGCAGCGGCCGGGAGAUCGCGCUGCCCAUCGAAGCCUGCGUGAUGCUGCUGCUGGAGACCGGCAUGAGGGAGGAGGGCCUCUUCCGAAUCGGGGCCGGGGCCUCCAAGCUGAAGAAGCUCAAAGCUGCGCUAGACUGUUCUACUUCUCACCUGGAUGAGUUCUACUCAGACCCCCAUGCCGUGGCAGGUGCUCUGAAGUCCUACUUACGGGAGCUGCCCGAACCCCUGAUGACCUUCCACCUGUACGAGGAAUGGACCCAAGUCGCGAGUGUGCAGGAUCAAGAUAAAAAACUUCAGGAUUUAUGGAGAACGUGUCAGAAGUUACCACCGCCAAACUUUGUUAACUUUCGGUACCUGAUCAAGUUUCUCGCGAAGCUCGCGCAGACCAGUGACUCCAACAAGAUGACCCCCAGCAACAUCGCCAUCGUCCUGGGCCCCAACCUGCUGUGGGCCAGAAACGAAGGGACGCUGGCCGAGAUGGCAGCCGCCACCUCCGUGCACGUGGUCGCCGUCAUCGAGCCCAUCAUCCAGCACGCCGACUGGUUCUUCCCCGGAGAGGUGGAAUUUAACGUGUCAGAAGCGUUCGUACCUCUUGCCACCCCAAAUUCCAAUCACUCGACCCACACGGGAAACGAGUCCGACUCGGGGACCCUGGAGAGGAAGCGGCCGGCCAGCAUGGCGGUGAUGGAGGGCGACUUGGCGAAGAAGGAGAGCUUUGGUGUGAAGCUUACGGACUUCCAGGCCUACCGGCGGGGUGGCGCCCUAAGUAGGAAGCACACAUCGCCUGCUUCCCAGCCGCCACUCCCGCCCGCAGACGGCGGCACCUCGGCUCCAGCCGGCCCAGAGCCCCCUCCCCAGAGCUCUAAAGCUGAGAGCAGCACAGGGGGUGGGCCUGUCCUGUCGUCUGCGGGCACGCUGGAGCAGGGCCCGAGCCUGGGCGACAGCAGCCCCCCUAAACCCAAGGACCCUGCAGCCGCACCCACAAUCGGCAGGAACGGCGGUCUGGCGGCCGGCGGCCCGAACCAGGCGCAGCCACCCGCCAGCUCCCACCAGCUGACCGCCAGCCCGGCUCACAGCUCUGCGGGGUCCAGCCCUCACACCCUUCGCCGAGCCGUGAAGAAGCCUGCCCCGGCACCCCCGAAGCCAGGACACCCGCCACCCGGCCACCCUGGGGGCCAGAGUUCGCCAGGAGCAGCACAGCAUGCCCUGUCAGAAUCACGUCACAGUAAACAGCCAGUGGGACCUGAACGGAAUCUUUUCUUUGAUGAAAUAAUGCAAAGCCGGCCCAAAGCCUGCCGUGGGCUAGCGAGCCUCUCCCAGGCCUCGAGAGCUGACGUCACUCCUUCAGACCCGAGCUCCAGGAAGACAGACGCUAGUCCUAAGGGGACGGAGCCACCCCGCAGUGUCUUUCCUGAAAUGCACCCAGACGCGGCAAGCAGAGACCUGCCUGGCCACCUUCUGCUGGACUCGGACAACGGCACGGAGAGCACCGCCCUGUGAGGAAGCCGCCGCCCAGCCGCGCCCCCAUCCACCCCGGCGUCCUCGGUCAGGACGACCUCGGUCUCUGCACACCAGAUCCCGAGCAGCCGUCAGUGGCCGGAAGGGGAGGCCCGGCCGCGGGUGACCCACGAGACGGUGGAGGCUGGCGCCUGAGGCCGAAUGACCCGUGUCGUGGAGAAGUCGGCUUUCUUUACCUGGGGAAGCCAUCACACCAAAAAAAACGCACGCCGAGGUUGGACGGGCUGCCGCCAAGGCGCGCGGUGCACGGGGAGCUGUCGCCACCGUGCACAGGCGGCACGGACAGCGGCUCGGGUGAGCGAGCGUGGCCUCCGUCUAUUUAAUGCAAGCUGCCAGCCACCGGCCACCUGGACCCGCAUCCUCAUCCGCGUCCUCACAGGUGACCGCUGGAUCUGUCACCUCAGCAAACUGGAUGGGACUCGUGCCUUGUUGGAUUGCCGGAAUGUAGAAAUGUACUGUUCUUUUUUUUUUUUUUUUUUUGAACAAUGUAAUUGCUACUUGAUACAGACCGAACAUUAUUUUAGUUUCAUGUUUAAUUCAAAUUAAAUAUAUUCUGUGGUUUAUA